AUUGUCCUAACCAGCGUGGGAUCAUAUAAGAGCCCAUCAAUGCUUGGCUGUGUCAGUGUGACUCAUCUCGCUCUGGAAAUUGUUUAGGAAUUACUAGCUUGUAUGCAUACAUAUUGCAGGCUUUUGAAAAUGAAGUCGACGUGGAUGAUGCUCCUCCUCGGGAGUUCUUUAGCGGGGACCUGCUCAGGGUGGACGUAUCACCACUCCAGCACCACCAUGAACUGGAGCCAGGCCCGGCAGUGGUGCAGGAACACCUACACGGACAUGGUGGUCAUCCAGAACCAGGACGAGAACGACAAGCUGGUCUCCGUCUUGCCAAACAAGACCUCUAGCCCGUACUACUGGCUGGGACUCACCAGGACGCGGGAGGACUGGACCUGGGUGGGGAACAACAGCACGUGGAUGGGCGAGGAGUCCUGGGCGGAGAACGAGCCCAACAACAACAAGAGCGUGACGGUCUGCGUGGAGAUCUACGUCAACAACGGGGACAACCGAGGGAAGUGGAACGACGAGAAGUGCCGGCAGAAGAAAUACGCCGUGUGCUACCAAGCUCAGUGCAAUGACACAAUAUGUGGACCAGGGCGAUGUCGGGAAGUCGCCAACAACUUCACCUGUUUGUGUGACGCUGACCUGCAGGGAAACACAAGUCACACAGCUGAACAGACUCCUAAUGAUACCGUGUUGGCUGGGACUUCUUUUCCUUCAACCUCUCAGUCUGAACAGACUCCUAAAGAUACCGUGUUGGCUGGGACUUCUUUUCCUUCAACCUCUCAGUCUGUGCACUGCACCCACCUGUCGCACCCGGACGGAUACCUCAGCUGCGCAGAAGGGAAUCACACCGUCAACUCCACCUGUCGGUUCAAAUGUCACCGAGGCUUCCUGAUGAUCGGCUCGCCAGAAGUCACCUGUGGGGCGACGGGGGUUUGGAGCAGCCCCGGGCCAACUUGUGCACGUUACAAAACCAUCCUGAUGGCUCUCACAGGUUUCUGCGCUUUCACCGUUUGCUGCUGCUUCUGCAUUUGUGGCCUCAUGAACAGAAGGAGGAAGCCUAGCAAAGUGAGGUUGACAGAGGAAGCGACAAGACCGCCAAGUGAGCUGAAGACAUGACAAGCCAUUUUUUGAAUACAAAACCCAAAACCAGUGAAGUUGGCACGUUGUGUUAAUGGUAAAUAAAAAGAGA
Molecule: messenger RNA, 1180 nt
Organism: Entelurus aequoreus (snake pipefish)
Lineage: Eukaryota; Metazoa; Chordata; Actinopteri; Syngnathiformes; Syngnathidae
Product: P-selectin-like
Exons: 10
Coding region: 103-1107 (334 amino acids)
Source: RefSeq, a predicted model, not a curated record